AUGGGCUCCCCUUGCCCGGCAGAGAAACAGCUGGAAAAGAGGCUCCCUGAGACAGGAGGGACGACUUCGGUGAUACCCAUGCCUUCCAGAGACAGGGGCCUGCAACCCGGACACCAUCACUUCAGCUCCCGCGGCCCUUUGAGUCAGUUCUUGCCACGCGCCGUGGAGCCCCCGUCCAUCAAGGGCAUUUACUACCGCAGGGCCCGGAAGCUGGGAGCGCAGGACGCCUCCUGGACGGCGGAGCUGAAGAAGGAGAUGCUGGUCAACGUGGGAGGCAAGCGGUACCUCCUUCCGUGGAGCACGCUGGACGAGUUUCCACUGAGCCGCCUAAGCAAACUCCGCUUCUGCCGGAGCCACGAGGAGAUCGCGCAGCUCUGCGACGAUUACGACGAGGAUAACCAAGAGUUCUUCUUUGACCGGAGCCCCAGCGCUUUCGGGGCGAUCGUAAGCUUCCUGGCGGCAGGCAAGCUGGUCCUCCUGCAGGAGAUGUGCGUGCUGUCCUUCCAGGAGGAGCUGAGCUACUGGGGGAUCGAAGAAGCCAAUCUGGAGACGUGCUGCCUGCAGACACUGCUGAGGAAGCUGGACGAACUGGCCGAGCUGCGCACGGAGGAGACGCUGCCGCGUCGGGCAGCCGGCCGCCCCGUCGUGCCCACGUCCCGCUGGGCGCUCUUCAUGAACCGGCUGCGGGACACGGUGGAGGACCCGCGGUCGGGGCUCCCCGGAAAGGUCUUUGCUUGUGUGUCCGUCCUCUUCGUGGCCGCCAUGGCCGUGAGCCUAUGUAUCAGCACCAUGCCGGACCUGAGGGCCGAGGAAGGCAAGGGGCAGUGCUCGCAGAAGUGCUACUACGUUUUCAUCGUGGAGACCGUCUGCGUGGCCUGGUUUUCCCUGGAGUUCUGCUUGAGGUUUGUCCAGGCCCAGAGCAAGUGCCAGUUCUUCCAAGGGCCCCUGAACAUCAUCGACAUCCUGGCCAUCUCCCCCUACUACGUGUCCCUCGCGGUGUCCGACGAGCCCCAGGAGGACGGCGAGAGGCCGAGGCGGAGCUCGUACCUGGAGAAGGCGGGGCUGGCGCUGCGCGUGCUGCGGGCGCUGCGCAUCCUCUACGUGAUGCGCCUCGCCCGCCACUCGCUCGGGCUGCAGACGCUGGGCCUCACGGUGCGCCGCUGCACGCGCGAGUUCGGCCUGCUCCUCCUCUUCCUCUGCGUAGCCAUCAGCCUCUUCUCUCCUCUGGUCUACGUGGCCGAGAAUGAGUCCGGGCGAGUUCUGGAGUUCACCAGCAUCCCGGCCUCCUAUUGGUGGGCCGUCAUCUCCAUGACGACGGUGGGCUACGGAGACAUGGUCCCGAGCAGCGUGCCCGGCCAGAUGGUGGCCCUCAGCAGCAUCCUGAGCGGGAUCCUCAUCAUGGCCUUCCCGGCCACGUGUAUCUUUCACAUUUUCUCGCACUCCUACCUGGAGCUCAAGAAGGAGCAGGAACGGCUGGAGGCUCGCUUCCGCCGCUUGCGGAACGCGGCCACAGCCAGUGAACACGAGCUCUUAAACGACGUCAAAGACCUGAUCCUGGAGGGCCCUGCCUUGCCCAUCGCAUACAUUUAA
Messenger RNA from Kogia breviceps (pygmy sperm whale), 1590 nucleotides. The record is from RefSeq and is a predicted model, not a curated record. Lineage: Eukaryota; Metazoa; Chordata; Mammalia; Artiodactyla; Physeteridae.